This is a messenger RNA of Tetrahymena thermophila SB210, 390 nucleotides long. RefSeq lists its product as hypothetical. NCBI's taxonomy places the organism in Eukaryota, Ciliophora, Oligohymenophorea, Hymenostomatida, Tetrahymenidae. The record is from RefSeq and is a predicted model, not a curated record. The transcript has a single exon.
AUGAAAUUUUUUCUAUCCUAGAUUUUUAAAAUUUAUUUUAUUUCAAAAAAAAUGAUAUGUUAUGCUUUCUAAAAAUUAGCUUUAUUUAUAAUGUUAUUUAGAUAUAAUUUAGAUAGGUAUUUCACUAUUGUUAAUUAGGAGGAAAAAAUGAAGAAAAAAUAUGAAAUAAUAAGAUUAAUUAAUAAUUAAUAAAAUUAACAAAGAAUUAAAAAAUAUGAAAUCAUAAUAAAAAGAAAAAGGAAAACAAAUCAAAUAAAUUAAAAGAACUUUAAUGUUUUAAAUUAACUAUUAUAAUUAAAAAUAUUAUAAUAUAAAACAAAAAAAUAGCUUUUAUUAAGUGUAAGUUUUAAUAGCAAAAAUGAAGAAAAAAUAUCAAAUAAUAAAAAAUGA